CUGUCUGCCUAUUUCAUUACUACCUCCUCACCAAUAUUUUCCAAUUCAAAACCACAAAAGAACAUCUCUUUAAUUGGAUAAAUCAGAGAAUCACAAGACUUAAACAACAUAACCCAUGGAGUAAUUAAACGACCGGAACGAAAUAUCUCUGAGGCAGAGCUUUGCAGUCUUUCUCCCACACUGAACACAUAUUCUCACACUCUCAGCCUCUGCUCAGGAACCUUUACCUUCUAGACUGCAAAGCUCUUAGCUGUCUGUCCAAUCAGAAUCCUUCCUCUAAAUCUGUCAGUAUGUCUCAGCUUCAGUUCCAGUCUCCUAGCAACCCCAUGGCCAGUCCUGCCCCUCUGCAGAUGGCCCUGCCUCAGCCAGGGUUCAGCAUCCCAUGUAAUUCGGCCUCCUUGCCAUCGGAGAGCGCCAGUCACCCUCUCCGGAGCUCUGCCCUGCCCUCAGCCUCGGCCACCCCCUUCUGUAACCCCACAGUAUCUAACAUGGCAAACCCUAAAGAGAAGACGCCCAUGUGUCUGGUGAAUGAGUUAGCCCGUUACAAUAAGAUCCAACCUGAAUAUCAGCUGCUCAGUGAGCAAGGACCAGCCCACUCUAAGAUUUUCUCAGUGCGGUUAACUUUAGGGGAUCAGCAUUGGGACGCUGAAGGGUCCAGUAUAAAGAAAGCCCAGCACUCUGCUGCUGCCUGUGCUCUUGCCCAGACAACGCUGCCCAAGCCCAGUGUGAGGAGCCCACGCCACCCAGGCAAGAACCAGGGUGGACUCCACAAGAGUGUCGACUACAGUAUGACCCACACUGUGGAACUGAAUGCACUUUGUACAAAACUGGGGAAAAAGCCCAUCUAUAAACCUAUAGAGCCACACCCGGCCAUGAGACCAGCCUUCAACUACAACGUCAGAGCUCCUGGACCCUACACGCGCUCCAUACAGCAGUAUUACUACCCGUUCCCUCCGGUUGGGCCAGUGCUGUACCACAUGGAGCUGUCCAUCGGGGGGCAGCAGUUUCACGGCAGGGGACGCACGCGGCAGGCCGCCAAACACGACGCAGCCGCCAAGGCCCUGAAAACCCUGCAGAAGGACCCUGUUCUGCAGCAGCUAAACGAGGUGAAAGAGGAGACUGCGGAGGAAAAUCUCAACAAAUCAGAAAUCAGCCAAGUGUUUGAGAUCGCGUUGAAGCGGAACAUGCCUGUGAACUUCGAGGUGCUCAAGGAAACGGGUCCGCCCCACAUGAAAAGCUUCGUGGUGCGGGUGACGGUGGGCGAGUUUUCGGGCGAGGGCGAGGGAAAGAGUAAGAAGACGGCCAAAAAGCUGGCGGCCGUGGCCGUGCUGGGGGAGCUGCGCAGGCUGCCCCAUCUCCCCGCCGCCGACAGGACGCCCCAACGCAUCAAAAAGAAAACCAAGUCCAUCAUCAAGCUGCAGACCAGUCCUGAGUACGGCCAAGGGAUGAACCCCAUCAGUCGACUCGCUCAGAUCCAGCAGGCGAAGAAAGAGAAGGAGCCGGAGUACAGCCUGGUGACGGAGAGAGGCCUGCCUCGCCGCAGAGAGUUUGUCAUGCAGGUGACAGUUUGUGGACAGAGUGCAGAAGGAAUGGGUCCGAGUAAGAAGGUGGCCAAGCGAAAUGCAGCGGAGAAAAUGUUGGAACUGUUAGGCUUUAAAGUGCCUCAGCCCCAGCCCCCCAAACCAGCUCUUAAAACCGACGAUAAGCCGCCUCUGAAGAAAAGCGGGGAUGGCAGAAAAGUCACUUUCUUUGAGCCCAGCUCUGUGGAGGAGGGGAGUCUGGUGCCAAAGGAAGAGGACUUCCGCAUGCCCUAUCUCAGUCACCAGCAGCUCCCAGCAGGCAUCCUGCCCAUGGUCCCUGAGGUGGCCCAAGCUGUGGGUGCCAACCAGGGGCCUCACUCCAGGGACCAUGUCCGUCCCUCCGCGCCCACUGCCGCCAACGCCACCCUCACGGCCAUGAUAGCCAAUGAGCUGCUGUACGCGGGCACGUCGCCCACGGCGGAGACCAUCCUGAAGAACAGACAGAGUGUGGCACAUAGACCCCAUGGGCCCUUCACACGCCCCUCAGAACAGCUUAGCUAUCUGGCCUCAGUCCAGGGACUGCAGGUGGAAUAUAAAGACUUCCCCAAAAACAAUAAGAAUGAGUUUGUGUCUCUGAUCAACUGCUCGUCCCAGCCACCGCUCAUCAGCCACGGCAUCGGGAAGGACGUGGAGUCCUGCCACGACAUGGCAGCGCUGAACGUACUGAAGCUGCUCUCUGAAUUUGACCAACAGCCAGCCGACCGGACGGCCAAUGGACCAAUCACAGGAUGUGGCAAACAGGAUGUGGAAGGAGACUCUUUACUCAAACCGGCUAACUCAAGCACCAGUGGAAAACCUCUGGAUGGCACAGUGUAGUUCAACAUAUGAUUGGUCGUCCCAUACCAGAAACACUAGAGGAAAGUCGGAUACAGAAUUAUGAUUGGCUGCUAUUUCUGGCUUUGACAAGCCCUAGUUUUGCAGUAUUUAAACCAUCGCUAGACGUCGUCACCUAUUCACAGUUAAACAAGAUUGACCGAGAUGUCGAGAUUUUUCUCCUUGAUGUUGUUUAAUUGUAAACAUUCUUUUGUUUUGUUUUUUGUUUUUUCAAAAAACUUUCUUUACUUCAUGGCUCUAAAAAAUAUUUGCUUCCUCAUAUCCAGUGAUGUGGCAGUUUAUUCUUUAUUGAAUGGUGAAAUGAUAAAUGUGAAGUUUCAUUU
This is a messenger RNA of Chanos chanos (milkfish), 2737 nucleotides long. It is a transcript of the gene stau1, whose product is annotated as staufen double-stranded RNA binding protein 1. Lineage: Eukaryota; Metazoa; Chordata; Actinopteri; Gonorynchiformes; Chanidae. The record is from RefSeq and is a predicted model, not a curated record. Gene Ontology annotation, molecular function: double-stranded RNA binding; mRNA binding. Bases 291 to 2396 code for a protein of 701 amino acids. Gene Ontology annotation, biological process: germ cell development; anterograde dendritic transport of messenger ribonucleoprotein complex; protein localization to synapse. The transcript is spliced from 15 exons. Gene Ontology annotation, cellular component: neuronal cell body; plasma membrane; neuron projection.